Molecule: messenger RNA, 782 nt
Organism: Carassius auratus (goldfish)
Lineage: Eukaryota; Metazoa; Chordata; Actinopteri; Cypriniformes; Cyprinidae
Exons: 3
Coding region: 57-782 (241 amino acids)
Source: RefSeq, a predicted model, not a curated record
GUGGGAUUUGAUGAAGAAUGGACUUGUUUCCCUGUUGGAAAUAACUUUCUCUGAAAAUGAAGAAACUGCUUGUAUUAACUCUGUCCUUUUUAGUUGUGCAUGGUGUGUUUGGUGAUACAGAUAUAAUAAAGUCAGUAUCAGUGAUGGAGGGAGAUUCUGUCUCUCUAAACACUGAUGUUAAAGUACAGAGAGAUGAUCAGAUUCUGUGGAUGUUUGGACCUAAAGAGACGAGAAUAGCUGAAAUCUACAGACAGAACAUCUCAACUUACACAUAUAACAGGACAUUUGGAGACAGACUCAAUAUGAACAAACAAACUGGAUCUCUGACAAUCGAAAACGUCAGAACUCAACACACUGGACUUUAUAAAGUACAGAUCGUCACUAAUGAAGCAACUUCAUGCAAGACAGUCAAGCUUACUGUCUAUGCUUGUCUGCCUGUUCCUGUCAUCUCAAGCAACUCUUCAAGCUGUUCGUCAUCAUCAUCAUCAUCAUCAUCAUCAUCAGUGUCUAAUUGUUCACUGCUGUGUUCGGCUGUGAAUGUGAGUGCUGUGACUCUCUCCUGGUACAAAGGAAACAGUUUAUUGUCCAGCAUCAGUGUGUCUGAUCUCAGCAUCAGUCUCUCUCUACCUCUGGAGGUGGAAUAUCAGGAGAACAACAUCUACAGCUGUGUGAUCAACAAUCCCAUCACAAACCAGACCACACAUCUGGACAUCACUCAACUCUGUCAUAUGUGUCCAGGUAUGUCAGAGCUGCUGAUAUCAACUGAUCAUUUACAGAACUGA